Messenger RNA from Coregonus clupeaformis (lake whitefish), 3265 nucleotides. Its product is annotated as etoposide-induced protein 2.4 homolog. The coding region runs from base 186 to 1211 and encodes 341 amino acids. Lineage: Eukaryota; Metazoa; Chordata; Actinopteri; Salmoniformes; Salmonidae. Gene Ontology annotation, cellular component: endoplasmic reticulum. Gene Ontology annotation, biological process: macroautophagy. The transcript has 11 exons. The record is from RefSeq and is a predicted model, not a curated record.
GAGUUUGCGCAAUACACAAGUUACGGGGCAGGGUUUGGGUUGUUGUUGCAGAAAAAAAGAGGUGAAGAGAUUAUUUCUGUGAAGCUGUAUGAGGUUGCUAGGUGUGCCCCUCCCUGCCAUGAGAGCUGACCAGGUCCCCAGCCCCUCCUCCUUCUGCAGUUGAUGGAUCUGCAGCUGGUCUGGAGAUGACAGACAGUGUCAGGGCCUUCCUCCGCAAUGUUGCGACGGGGAUUAAGGACUCCAUUUUGGGGAUCGGAACUAUCUCCAAGCUGGAUGCCCGCAUCCAGCAGAAAAGGGAGGAGCAGCGAAAGAGGAGAGCCAGCGGCGCCCUGGCUCAGAGACGGGCCCAGAGUGAGGAACGCAAACAGGAGAGUGAACCCAAAUUAGCCAGUAGGAUUUUUCAGUGCUGUGCGUGGAAUGGGGGAGUGUUCUGGCUCAGUCUGUUCCUCUUCUAUCGGGUGUUUAUUCCACUGCUGCAGACUCUGACAGCAAGAAUCAUCGGUGACCCCUCUCUCCAUGGCAAUGUGUGGUCCUGGCUGGAGUUCAUAUUGACCUCAGUGUUCAGUGCUCUCUGGGUGCUCCCACUGUUUGUGCUCAGCAAGAUAGUCAACGCCAUCUGGUUCCAGGACAUAGCUGACCUGGCGUUUGAGGUGUCUGGUCGGAAAGCCCAGCCUUUCCCCAGCGUCAGUAAGAUCAUCGCUGACAUGCUCUUCAACCUCCUCCUCCAGGCUCUCUUCCUCAUUCAGGGUAUGGUUGUGAGUCUCUUCCCCAUCGAUGCCAUUGGACAGAUGGUCAGCCUUCUUCACAUGUCUCUGCUCUACUCCCUCUACUGCUUUGAGUAUCGCUGGUUCAACCAUGGCAUUGAGAUGCACCAACGGCUGUCCAACAUUGAGAGGAACUGGCCCUACUACUUUGGGUUUGGUCUUCCCAUGGCUCUGUUGACUGCCCUCCCCUCUUCAUAUAUUAUAAGUGGCUGUCUGUUCUCCAUCCUCUUCCCGCUGUUCAUCAUCAGCGCUAACGAGGCCAAGACCCCAACAAAGCUAUACCACUUCCAGCUGCGCCUAUUCUCUCUGGUUGUGCUGAUUAGCAACAAGCUGUUCCACAAGACGGUCCACCUACAGUCGUCCCUGACUUCGUCCACCUCCACCGAGAAGCUGCCCCCCUCUCCCCACGCCUCGCCUGCCCGCCAGAGACCAAUACCCUCCCAGUAAUGACCACCGGGGGUGACAAAGGAGCAGCUUAGCAACUGCUUAGUAAACCAAUGGAGGAGCAGUUGAUUCUUUCUGUGGAAGGAUCUCUCUCAUCCGGACAGGAAGAGGAAUUAUGUUUGUUUUAGUUAAAGGGGGGUUUUAUGUGAUUUUAAUGAUUCUACUACAGCCCUUCAUAUUCUUUUGGAGCACCUGCCAGGUGUGUUUUUAAUGUGAAUGACGAAUAUGGAGAUUUGACUGCCCUGUGCCUCACGCUCAAACACACAUGAAUAUUAUAUAUCUUUCUCAUAAUUUGUUUUAAUUGUUUUUUAUGUAUGAUGUGCCAUUUGAGUGCUUUAAAUACAGCACAAGCAGUCAUAUACAUUGUUUUCUUCAGUUUUUUUGUUCUGCUCUUUUCAAUUCCAACUACAAUGUUUGCUACCUAUUGUUUGUUUAAUCUGUUAAUCACCCAGUGACUGAUCCCAGACUGCUUUGUAUAAAACACUUGAUGUGGAAAAGGAAAAGGUUAAAUUUUUUACAGGACUGAUGUUAUCAGUGCUUGACUUGGACUGAAGUACAUGCCGUGCCGGUAUUCAUUUUGGGUACCAGUACUGUUUAGGUGCAGGAGCUCCACAAUACUUAUGAGAUAAUAUUUUAUAAGAGAAACAGGAGCUGAAGGCUCCGGUGAGCUCCUGCCCAAGUCAAGCACUGCAUGUUAUGUUACUAUAUGUUCUGAAUGACAGACGGAGCCUUAGACACUGGUCACAUGAUCCUUGGUAUUCCUUUGUUUGAGGAAUUAGCACAGAGACGCAGCCAGUGACUAGACAUUCAUCCAAGUUUGUGUGAAUAAAAUGAGUCUGUUCUCCUUUUUCAGUGAAGGGGGUGACAUGUUUGCGAUGUUCAAAAGUAAAGCACAAGAGUAAUUUUUCUGUGUUGCAAGUGACAUUCCGUUCACCCUGAUAGGAUGCUGUCUUGUUCAUGAAUAGCUGUUUCGCUGUAAAGCCAGGGCGGCACUGCUACUCCUCUGGCCAAGGAAUAAUCUUGUGCGGUGAAAACAAAGGGACACUAAUUUUUUGUGCUUUUUUUAGAGGAUCUUAAUUUUUACGCUUUCAGCAUGGAGCUGGGACUGUAUCCACGUAGGCUGCAAAAUACCAAUUAGUGGGAAAAAUAUCAGAAUUGGGUUGCAUAUGUAAACGCAGCCAAAGCGUCGCUGAUCUAGGAUCUGUCCAUACAAUCUUAUAUAUAUUAUUAGUCCAAACUGAUGCUAGAUCAGCACUCCUACUCCUGAGACACUUUGUGAAUACUUGGCCUGAUCUAAACAUCACACAACAAAGGAAGAGCAUCCUUACUUAACAAAUCCAAAUAUUAAAUCACUGGUUGUUGUGUGGUGAAGCUAGCUAUUUUGAGGAAGCAGUUUUCUAUAGGGGUGUAAUAGACUGCGUUUCACAGGCAGCCCAAUUCAGAUAUGUUUUUCACUAAUUGGUCUUUUGACCAGCUCUGAAAAAGAGCUGAUGUGAAAAGAUCUGAUGUGAUUGGUCAAAAGACCAAUUAGUGGAAAAAAUAUCAGAAUUGGGCUGCCUGUGUAACCGCAGCAUUAGACGGACAGGUGAAGCUGUAUGACUGCUGCUGGGUCAGAUCAGAUGACACUGCCAAACUGCUUUAUCUACUACUCUGUUUGACUAACUUCUGCUUCGAAUCAAUUGGACACCAAGCACUGUAGUGUAGGAACUAGGAAGACGUCACUGAGCUGAACUUCUGACAGAUUUUCUCUUCAAGUAACAGACAAGGGAGAAGCCCUCUGUGCUUGUUAUGUUCCCCCUUGAGCAGUGGCAAAAAAAAUGUGGGGGCUUCUUGUUUUACGUGAUGUCACUUGGCUCUAAUGUUCAACCAAAUCCUCACCAUGGGGAUUACCAUCAUCUAGCUUUCACCUAGUCAUCUUAUCUCAUGGGUUGCGGGGGAAGCGUUUUUGAAACGGUAUGUAAUAAUUGUAUGAAGUGCAUAGUGUUUAUGUAUGCAGAUUGAUAUUUGUGAGUUAGGUUUUCUAAAAGUAUUGCCUAAAUAAAAACAUCUACUUGGAA